This is a messenger RNA of Brassica rapa (field mustard), 1217 nucleotides long. Its product is annotated as probable receptor-like protein kinase At1g49730. Lineage: Eukaryota; Viridiplantae; Streptophyta; Magnoliopsida; Brassicales; Brassicaceae. Gene Ontology annotation, cellular component: plasma membrane. Gene Ontology annotation, biological process: protein phosphorylation. Gene Ontology annotation, molecular function: ATP binding; protein tyrosine kinase activity. The record is from RefSeq and is a predicted model, not a curated record.
UUCGCAGGGAGAGAGAGAUAUAGAGAGAGAGAAAGAAACUUAGCUCAUCAGUGAAGAAACGAAUGGCCAUAGAUGAUCGACCUCGCCUUAGCCGCAGAAUCCGUUUCCUUCUUCUCUCCUGGCUCCGCCGUACUCGCUCCGGUCAAAUAGAGUUUGUCAGAAGAUUCGGGUACACGGAACUCGUGAAAGCAACGGAAGGUUUCCGUAAGGUUAUUUACACCAACUAUCACGGUUCCGCAUACACUGCCAAGUUCAAAGGCGGUGAAGUUGCUUUGGUCAAAGAACUCAAGUCUCUCGAUCUUGGACGCGAGAGGUUUUACGAGGAAGUCCAGCUCUUGGGACGCUUACGUCACCGCCAUCUCCUCACGCUUCGCGGCUUUUGCACCGGGCGCAAAAGGAUGUUAGUGUAUGACAAUAUUGAAAAUGGAAGCUUGAAAGAACAUCUCAAUGAUCCGCUUAAGACUCCUUUGAACUGGAAGACUCGCAUCCAAAUAGCCAUUGGGGUCGCAGCUGCAUUAGAAUAUUUGCUAAUCUUCAGCAGUAGUGAUGCACAGAUCUAUGAUGUAUCAGUGAACUCAUGUAACAUCAUGCUGGAUCAAAACUUCACCCCCAAAAUAACAGACAUCCGCAUCAAUAGACACACACAAAGCCAUCCCAAAACAACCAAUGAUGCUUGCUCCGAAGGAUCAUGCGCGGAUGAGGAAUGUGGAAACGUGAUAUUCCAGCUAGGAGUGUUGAUGCUUGAACUGAUCACAGGACAAUCAUCAGACAGACAAGGCGAAGACUUGAUCGAAUGGGUACAACACUCUUGCAUUGCAAACUCCAUUGAUAAGAUGAUUGAUCCAGAUCUCGGCAACAGCUACAACUCUAGAGAGCUACAGAAAGUUCUAGCCGUGGCUCGGCUCUGCAUAAAAUCGAGGUACGAGCCACCUUCCUUCUCAAUAACACAUGUAUACCGAUAUCUACAGAAGAAGAUCGAUGUUGCAUCAUAAAUAGUAGUUCUCAUCUCGUCUGUGAAUUGAACUGAGGUUGAAUGGUCGCAGUUGAGAUUACAUGUGGACCGUUUCAGACAAUUCUAGAUGUAUAAUAGCUAAAUAGUGCGGUAAGCAUUGUACUAGUCUUGUUUCUUGAUAUAAAGCUUCUUCAGCAAACACUAUAUACAACUUAUGCGCAUUGAAUUGUUGAAAAUAUAGCUAGAAAUUAUUUUGUUGAAAAUA